Messenger RNA from Plodia interpunctella (Indianmeal moth), 4829 nucleotides. RefSeq lists its product as uncharacterized. Gene Ontology annotation, molecular function: lipid binding. NCBI's taxonomy places the organism in Eukaryota, Metazoa, Arthropoda, Insecta, Lepidoptera, Pyralidae. The transcript has 20 exons. The record is from RefSeq and is a predicted model, not a curated record. The coding region runs from base 184 to 3555 and encodes 1123 amino acids. Gene Ontology annotation, cellular component: endoplasmic reticulum.
CGUCGCAUAUGUCAGAUGAUUUUUUAUGCUCGAACAUCCAAUUGUUGAGAAAAUGGCAAAAUAAAAUCCUUUAACUUUUUAAAUGUGAUUGAUUGAAGUUACGAUUUUCUCACUCCAGAUAUUUACUAUUAUUGUGUAUUUAAGACAAUGUAGUGUAGUUGGCCGGGAUUUAAAAUUCGCAUAAUGGAAAUCUCCGGUCCAGGAAAGACACCAAAUUCAUCUCUGACAUUCAGAUAUAAUGCAAAUAAUGAGGAGCUUGAGGAAUUAUACCGUGUAUGUGAUGAUGAUCCACCUACUCCUCAGUGUGACCCUCCAUCUAGUGCCCAAAGUGAGAAUGCAAGCCCCAAAAGAGGUGAUAAGUCCUCUUCAUCUAUUUUAGACAAGUAUUUCAAAUCUAUGCGGGCAGAAAAAGUAGAUAAAUCUGAAGAUGCUAAAAAUGUGGAAGCAAAAGGAAGUGAAGAGACGAAAACUACUCCACAGAAAGAGAUAACAGCAUCACCUAUGAAAGAAUAUCUCAACCGUCUGGGCAAGCGUAGUACUUCAGAAACUAGCCAAGACAAGGAUAGUAAUGAGACUUGGAAAAUAUUUCAUGACUUUAAGUUUAAAAUAGCUCAGGCUGUAGAAGACAUGAAAACACGAUCUGUUGAAGAAACUAAAGAAAAAUCAGUCCCAAGAGAGAAUUCAACAUCAGAUUCAGAGGAAAACUCAGCAGUAAAGGAUGUGGACCAGCAGAGUGUCGGGGACACAGACAAUCAAGUGUCUUCGCUGGACAGCAGCAUUCAAAAUUUGUCUGAAAUGACGCAACCACUCACCGCGAAAGCGACCGAACGAGAAGCCAGUCUUCCCGCUGAUAACAAGAACUCGGAAUCUAGUGACGAUACACACAAAAAUUUAGCACUCAGCGAAUCGGACGAUAUCUCUAAGGACUUUCUGAACGAUAGUAACCUGUUGGAAGUUGAGUCUGGUGUUGAAGCAUUAGAGGAUACAUUAGAUGGUUAUGCUGAUGUACCACAUACAGAGGGGGAAGACAGGAAUAUUCUCCAAAAUGCUGAUAAAACUCCCCCACAGUUACCAUCCAGAGAUUCGCCAACAAGUUUUGGGUUGCCGCCAAGCAAAACUAAUAUAACAAACUCGCAAGAAGAAAUUGUACCGAAGACUUAUUUCUUCACUUUUUCUAUGUAUUUCUUAACGUUUUUGUUGUUCUUUAACUUCUUAUUGUUUCCUAAAUGGAAUAUUUGGAAUGGCUUCUUAUUGGGGCUGUGGUUUUUUAGUUUUUUUAGUAUCUGUAAGCAAUGGCUGCUGGAUAACUACUUUAGUGACGAUCCCAAAAGUAGUUUCUUCCAGAUGAAGCGCAGCAGUUUGACGCCUCUCACUUAUACGAUACCAUCAGUUAAAGAACACACACCAUUAAAGAAAUAUGAGGGUUGGAUUAAUCAUUAUAGAUAUCCAGACUAUGAUCCUUUUACAUAUACUAUUACAAAGACAACAACAGCAUUUAUGAAACUAGAAGGCUGCAACCUAAGGAUAUCUUAUACAAGAACAAAGGUGUCUAAAAAGGCGCUUUGGGACGAGAAAAUAGAAAAUGUAGUAUUUUAUCAACAUAGACUGUAUAAUUUAACUGGAGCGCGUGUUAUAUUAUUGCCAAAAGGGCUCGUAAGGAGAAGACAAUGGAGUAAAAAGUACCCAAUCUGCAUAAUUCUAAGCGAAAGUGAGAAGAUCCAAGUAUUGGAGAAGGAAACAGGUUUGGGUGAUAAGAAGCCUUCUGAAAGUGUCACAGAUAAGAAGAGUAAGGAACAACAACAUGAGGUGGAGACGGUAGAGACCAAUACUAGCCCGGAGAAGAAGAGGAAGUUCGUUUGGAGAAGGAGGGAGAAAAGUAUAACUCAUACCGACAGUGAAACAGGUAAAGAAGGGCUUCGACACAGAUUCGUUAGAAAAAUGCAUAGAGAUAAGAAACCAGACAACAUACCAAUAACAACGGAGCCAGCGGAAAGUCAGACUCAAGUGAAUCCGCCGGAGAAACUUGAGGAACCAUUCCACGAUGCCGAAGCGGAUUUGUCGACAAAAUCCGUCACCAGCACGAAAGAAGAAGACGAGGAAUUAGAUGAGACUGAACUGUCGAGGAUUAAGGAGUGCCUUGAAGAAGCCGUGAGUAAAAAGUCGUGCAUGGUAGGCAAGAAAGAGGCCGAAGCGGGGCCCGACGCGAUGGCGGAGGGCGAGUGGAGCGUCCACGUGAAACAGUCCAGAGACAAACACUCGCUUUUGUAUCUGUUCACGCGCACGGGCAGAGACAAGAUUGAAUGGUUUCGUCGGCUGUCUACCGCGAUAGCAGAAGCCAACGCGUCCGCCGACGCUUCCCCAACAGAAGAUAAGUCUGGCAGUGAACCCGAGAAGGAAGUCUCAGAACACGCGUUCUACAGGAUUAGUGAUAUGAACACUGUCUCCUUCGCUAAGUCGAACAAAAGCUGCGAGUCGGUGUCAGAGAACGUGACGAUAUCAUCGUCGACGUCCGCGCAGCCGUCCAUGGAGUCCUACGAGAAGAAUUUCUGGCCGUACAUUUUGAAAAUUAUUCAGAAUAAAAGUCAGUCGCCGACGACGGAAUGCCAGAUGUUGCCAGCCGACGUGCUGUGGGUGAACACGGUGCUGGCGCGCAUCAUGUACGACGUGAUGAGUGACUCCGCCAUCAUCGCGCGGCUGCAGAACCGGAUCCAGAGGAAACUCAACACGCUCAAGUUGCCGUCGUUCAUGUCGCCGCUGUGCGUGCGCGAGGUGUCGCUGCGCGGCGCGUGCCCGCUGCUGUCGCGCGUGUCGCGCCCGCACUGCGACGCGCAGGGCGUCUGGAUCGACGCCGACCUGCGCUACGACGGCGGCGCCCACAUCGCGCUCUUCACGCAGAUCAACCUGCUCAAGCUCAAGGAGAAGAGCGUCACUUUAGAAGAUCAUAUAUUAGGAGCGGCUGAUGAAUAUUUAGAAAAGGAGUUAUCAGGAGGCGCUUCGAGCAACUACUUUGAGCAGCGGAGAAGAAAAUUAGCGGUAUACGACUCGGAGGUAGAAGAUUCGGCGGAAUCGAGUUCCGACGACGACGCGGUGUCCGUGCAACCCGUCGACAGCACGGACAACUUCCCCGCCCCCGACUCCGCGCCGAACGUAACUGAAGGAAGUUCUUCAAAGAAGAAAUUCUUAAGAAUGGUCGACAAAAUAGCUACAAACAAAUAUUUCCAACAGGUGACAGACUACAAAUACGUGAAGCGAGCGAUGGAGGGCCUCUCGAACACGGACAUCAAGCUGCAGGUGGAGGUGCAGGCGCUGUCGGGGCGCCUCACGCUCAACCUGCCGCCGCCGCCGCACGACCGCGUCUGGGUCGGAUUCCGUACGAACCCGCAACUGGUGCUGAAAGCGAAGCCAGCGGUGGGAGCGCGCGCGCUGCGGUUCGCGCACAUCUCCAACUGGAUCGAGCAGAAGCUCAGCAAGGAGUUCGAGAAGAUCCUCGUGCUGCCCAACAUGGAGGACAUCAUCAUCGACAUCAUGACCCCCACGCCCGUCGACUACGAGUGAACGACUGCAGCUCUACGCCGGGUAAUAUUAAAAGUUUCACGUACAUAGCGCUGGAGUAUUUCGAAGUGUUUCAAACUCUUGACUGACGUUUUCAUUAAAAGUUAAAUAUGUUUUGCCUCGUAUUUUCAAGAUAGGAAAGUGGGAUGGGGACAAAACAUAUUUCAACUAAGCGUUCGCUAACUUGAUUAAUGACGGUAGUUUAUUUUCAUAUCAACCUUGACAUCAACCUUGAGAUCAAAUUUGUCACUGUCAACACUGUCAACUCAGUCAGUCUCUGUGCAGGUGUCAAUGUUGUGAAAUACCUCCAGUUCCACUAGCGCCUCCUAGCGGAGAGUAGUCGGCCCAAUGCCUACAAAGUUUGUUAGGACUGCAAAAUGUUCCGAAUAAAGUUCAAAGUUAUCCCAAGUAUAUAUAUGAAAAUAACGACUUAAAAUACCAGCUGACAAAAUGGUAAUAAAUAUUCCUAUGAGAUUUUAUGCAUUUUCAUAUUAUUUUUAGUAACUUCGGUCCGAAAUUGUUUUAGAAAAUUCGGACCCACCCAAUGAUUGACUAAAUCAUUUAUAGACCUGCGCAUUAUAUAAAAUGUCAUAUUACAUUAAUUGACUUAUAUAUUAUCAGCCAUUUCACAUAACAAAAUUUAAAAUCUAAUGUAUCAUAAAUGAAGUUGACUGUAUUCAGGAGGCUGAAAAUGUUUAAAAUUUAACAAUGUAAUAUAAUUUUGUAAUUACUAAUUUUGUGUAGAAAUUAACUCUAUUGUGUGUUGUUGUUAUAAUAAAUGUUUAUAAACUUGGCAACACCAUAAAUGGGGAAUAUCUAAACUUCAUUACUUAACAAAAACAGAAUUAUGAUUACGUUUUUCAAAUAACUUUAAAGUUCUCGUAGAGACGGUUUGGAUUAUGACGUCAGCCGUUUUGAAAAAAAAAUUAAAUAAUUGUUUGAUUAUAAAUUCUUAUCAUUUCAGCGAAUUGCAUAUUUUAAUUAUAUAUUUUGUAAAUUUUCAUGUUUAUAAAAAAUAUUAUCAUAUUCCCUAGUCUAACGAGUAACAUGGCUAAAUUAAAACGUGCGCAACGAAGGACAUACCAGUAAAUGUUUGUAUAUGUAAGAGGAUAUUUGUUAUUAAAAUUUUGCGCAUUUAUCAGAACACUUAUAAGCAAAUAUAUAUUUUUAUUUAUAAAAUUAUCAUGCAUUUUGGUGUAAUGAAGUUUAAUAUUAAGUUUUUGUUUUCAUUCAUGUAUUAGAUAGAGGAUUAAAUUAAUUUGUGCUACCUAUUAUAU